AUGCGACGCGGCGUGAAGAGGCGGCGGCGCCGGCCCCGGGCCGCCUGGGGCGGCGGCGGCGGCGGCGGCUACGGAGUGGAAGGAGGGGCCGGGCUGGAGGCGCUGGAGGAGAAGGUAGUGUACUCGCGGUCGCAACUGUCGCUGGCCGGCAGCACCGAGGCGCUGGGCGACGCCUUCAAGCUCUUCAUGCCCAGCAGCACGGAGUUCAUGAGCUCGGAAGCGGAGCUCUGGAGCUUCCUCUGCAGCCUCAAGCACCAGUUCUCCCCGCACAUCCUGCGCAGCAAGGACGUCUAUGGCUACUCCUCGUGCCGGGCACUGGUGCCCGACCCCCCGGCGCCCGCCAGCCGCCCCGCGCGUCGGCAGCGCCCUCGCGCAACGCCCAGGAGGAGGCGCCGUGGAGCUCGGGCCGCCGUGGGCACCCGCGGGCCGCGCCCCGCCGCCGCUGAACCCGGGCCGCCGGCGUCCUGCUUUGGGGGCCGCACCCUGGAGGAGAUCUGGAGGGCGGCCACCCCGACGCUGACCAGCUUCCCGACCAUCCGCGUCGGCGACGACGUGUGGGACGAGCGCAGCCUGGCGGUGGCCCGGCGCAGGGCGCGCCAAGUCCUGCGAGUGGACCUGGACCCGGUGGUGAAGCUGCGCCGCUUCCCGGUACCCCGUGCAUGACGCGCGCUGCGGCGCCUCCUGCUGGCCACCUCCCGAGGAAAACUUCAGCGCUCUGGAAGGGACUAAUGUCAGUCGAAUGUUUACAGAACCGGCCCCCCCCCCCCCCUUGGUGCACUUUAUGCGCGAACUAGGUCCCCGGAUGCGGUGCGGCGCCGCGGUACCGGGAUCGGGACAAGGUGCGGUCCCGCGCCCGCGGCCAGACCCGGCCCGCAGCAGAAAAGUCUCUUUGCUUCCCAACCCGGAUGCGGACGUCUCCAGCACUGGAGGGACACGUGCAUUUUCUGCCUCUCGGACUCUACCUCACCGGUCUGGAAGUCCUCCGAAGAC
Molecule: messenger RNA, 990 nt
Organism: Acomys russatus (golden spiny mouse)
Lineage: Eukaryota; Metazoa; Chordata; Mammalia; Rodentia; Muridae
Gene: Ccdc71l
Product: coiled-coil domain containing 71 like
Exons: 1
Coding region: 1-663 (220 amino acids)
Source: RefSeq, a predicted model, not a curated record